AUGACAGAUCCCAUCGCUCCUCACAGUGGUCCCAUUUCAGCUUACAUGAGCGUACAUGCGGCAACCAACCUUGCCUACGUGCGUUACUUUGGCAACAAGGAUGAUGCAGAAUCAGCCACUUUUAAAAGCAUUAAUUCACGUGGAUUUACUGUUUCCUACAAACUACGUGGCGAUAACCAAGAACAAGAUCUCUUUAUCGAGUUUACAACACCACUCACCAAACGUGAACAAAUUCGGCCCGUAUUGGAGGAGAUGGCCAAAGAAGCGGAGUCGGCAUUGGGCUUGCCAAGCUCUCUUGCAGGGCCACCACCCAUUCAAGCUAUUGCCAAAGCAUUGUAUGCACAAGCAACGGAUGUCUACACGCCUCCUCAGCCUGCUGUACCUCUUGACACAUUUUAUCCAGCAAAUCCCAUGUGGCAAAUCCUCAUCGCUUUAGGCAUGGGUGCUACCACCGUCUUAGCUCUUUCCUCUGAUGAUUAUUUGUUACGUCAAUUCCCUGCAUCUGUACUUUCCUUCCGUGAAGCCAUUGGUCAUAAUACCAUCCAAAACAUCUUCCGCGGUGCUGUCGCUGUUCAUGUGGGUGAAAGCCUUGUAGCGCUAGGCAUCUGUUUACGUCGUGGUUGGUACAGCCCCAUCAACGUGUUCAAGUGGACUACAAGCACUUUGCUAUUUGGUUUUGCAUCCAUGUCAAAGCUCCUCCUCCAUGCAAAGCAAGUGAAUGGCACCAAGACUGAUUAA
Messenger RNA from Lichtheimia ornata, 738 nucleotides. RefSeq lists its product as uncharacterized. NCBI's taxonomy places the organism in Eukaryota, Fungi, Mucoromycota, Mucoromycetes, Mucorales, Lichtheimiaceae. Bases 1 to 738 code for a protein of 245 amino acids. The record is from RefSeq and is a predicted model, not a curated record. The transcript is spliced from 3 exons.